Molecule: messenger RNA, 3648 nt
Organism: Biomphalaria glabrata
Lineage: Eukaryota; Metazoa; Mollusca; Gastropoda; Planorbidae
Product: membrane progestin receptor beta-like
Exons: 5
Coding region: 2019-3188 (389 amino acids)
Cellular component (GO): membrane
Molecular function (GO): signaling receptor activity
Source: RefSeq, a predicted model, not a curated record
UGUAAAGUUAAGAGAUUCUCCAUGAAGUCACAGAUGUUUGUUGCUGAUAAAACCCUUUCAUGCUCUAAUGGUACUAGGAAAGCAAGAGUACUUAUAUGAAUUUGUCCUAAUAUGUAUAAUAAGAGAUGUACAUUUAUCAUUGUGUAUUUCUAAGGAUUUGAUUAGGUGGAUAAGUUCUGAUUCAGUGUUAUUGGCACUUAACUUUUUAUUCCUUUGUCCUUAAGUAUUCUACGUUUUUAUUUUAGUUCAAUGGGAUACACUUCUGAGUCUCCAAAUGUCUGGAAGACAAGUGGGACUGAAGUGACCAUUGAAAUCGAGUAUUUGAAUGAAUACAAUGGCCACUUAUACUCUACAUUCAUUUAAUAUAUUUCUGUUGCUUUGGCUGUUUGCUGUCGUGAAUCAGGUAGCCUACCUUUGACUUGUUGCUGUUGUGGUUUUGAGGUUGCGGAAAUUCGUUUCUAACUUUUGUAUAUAAACUUAAGGUUGUAAAACAUUUUGUUGACCCAAAUAGUCCGCGCCUCUUUAUUUCUGUUAACCUUGAUCACGUGUUGCGAUAAUAGAUUUUAGCGGAUUUUUGUGUGUGUGCUGUUUUCGAACUAAUCAAAACUUCAAAAUGAAAAUGAUUUAGAUAUCUAGAUCUAAUCAAUCUAACAAGUAUAAUUAUAUCUGUAGAUCAAAAUAUUCCCUUACAAUAUGAUAAUAACUUGAUCAAGCGUCACUGACAAAUCAAAAUUAUAUGAGCACCCCGCGCGUAUGCAGGAAAGCAUUUGACGUUAAGAAUAAUACUAUUCGAAUAUUUUAAGCCACUCUAUUGGAGAAGAAGGCAGAAACUUCUAGAAACUGAUGGCGUCAUUCUAGUUAAUGUUCUGUUGUAUAGAGUUCCAGAUUAAGUGACGUCCAUUGCUUUUGCCUUAGUUUGUGACAGUAGGCUAAAAGAAUGUACCAAACGUAGUUAAAACUUUGCCUUAAUGCGACGCUAAAAAAUACCCCCCCCCCCCACCCCUUUUUACUUCUUUAAAAUACAGCGUUUCAAAUCAUUUUGCUUGUACGAUGAUGCCUUGGAAGAAACGAACUACCUGGUACAGAUAUCAUCUGACAUUUUUCUAAGGCAGAAGUUCCAUACUAAUUACCAAGUGACGGAAUCUGAGAUGAUAAGGUUGUAUGUUGAAGAUGAUUCAGUGGCUAAGAUUGUCUUACAAUGACGAUAGAACGUAUGACAACAGGAUCAAGUGGAACAAGUAUCGAUGCAGACUGCGUGUGGUCAAAACUCAACUUUCUUUUAUGAGAUAUGUGCCCCAACCAGCGCAACUGUCGAACAAUAAGCAUUUCCUUUAUCUUACUGUCCACAUAGGCGUGCACCAGACCAUUGAUAUUUUAAUUGUAGUGUAGACUUAACAUUUUAUUUUUUUAAAAAAAGGUUCCCCUUUCAUGGCUUGCGAUCUGAAGGGUUCAUAAAGGCCAUCUGUUUCUGUGGCCCACGGUUAACAAGGAUGUUAUGUGGCCAGCACAACGACCACCCACCUUUACUUUCCCCAACUAAUGUCAGGUACCCAUUAGAGCUGGUGGACUCAGGGGCGUCCAAAGAUCCCGAAAUUUAAAAUCCCAGUCUACACCAGGAAUCAAACUCGGGACUUCCAGUUCGGAAACCAAGCGCUCAGCCACCGCGCCUGCUUCUUGUCAUUUUAUGCCCAUAAAGAACUGCAAGCAGAAGCUUUAGAUAUCAGUAGCACCCUUGGAUCAGUCAAGCAUUUUGACAACUAUUUUUUAAAUUUUUAUGCAUAUCUUAUACAGACUUUGAUGACGUAAUUAAAUUAAUAAAGCAGUUAAGAUUUUUUUGCGUCCUUUCUAUUAGCUGACAUGUUCGGAUAGUAAACUUUAUAGCCUACUAGAAAUGCUACAGAUGCCUAUUAGUGAUACAUGGAACUGCAGUUGAUCUGAGCCUAUCCUUGAUCUCCCUCCGGCAUCUUGUGUCAGACCGCAAUCACGAUAACGAAUCAUUGACAUCUGCGCUAAAACAAAUGACACUCAACUACAUCCGCUCUUUGGGACCCAGGAUGUUGUCGUAUUUACAGUCUGACAACAACAGCCGGCAGGUCGAGUUGCUGACCUCUCACCAAAUGCCCGAACUUUUGAAAGCGCCUUAUAUUUUCACUGGUUACCGCCCCGUCGGACAGCCAUGGAAGUAUUACUUUUCAAGCUUGCUUACACUUCAUAAUGAGUCUGUCAAUGUUUGGACACACGUAGGCGGAUUCUGGUUGGUCUUACUGAGACUCUGCCAUUACUUCACUCAGCUCACUACAUACGACAAGAUGAUUUGGCCUGUCGUCUGCUUUGGUUUCUGUUCAUUGCUUAAUUUAAUUUUAAGUUCUGUAGCACAUCUCCUUCACUCCAAGUCUUGUUGGUACCACUACGUCUUAUUCUUAAUGGACUACAUGGGCGUCACUACCUUCUGUUUCGGCUCCGGGGUGGCUGCGAUGUACGCCACUUCCAGUAAAUUCUACCACGAGUUUAUGUACACAGCUUUUCUGCCAGUCAACGUUUUCCUCGGGCUCUUCUCCUUCUACACGUGCUGCUUAGCGAAGUUUCACUUGACACAUCAACAUACUAAGAGGAAAGUGUCUAUGAUGGCAGGGAUCGCAACCCACGGUUUCUUUGCUGCAUCGCCGAUGUUUUCACGUUACAUGCAAUGCCUAUCCGAAUCAGAAUGUAGUCUCGCAUCCCUGAACCACUUGACUUUAUUUCUCAUGCUUACAUUUAUCUGCGCCGUCUCCUUUAGCGUUCAUGUCCCAGAGAGCCUCAUGCCAGGGUCGUUCGACGUCAUCGGCCAUGGGCACCAAAUAUUCCACAUACUAGCCGUCUUGGUCAUGCUGGGUAUGGUCAGGGCUAUGGACAUCGAUAUAAACGAAACGAAGACGGGAGAAUAUUUAGAGCCCAAUCUUCUGCACAUCACUCUCUCCCUCAUGGUACUGUUGGUGCUGGAGGUCGCUACAUUGAUGUACUAUGCACAGCGUUCAGUACUUCGCUGCGUUGCUAGGGACGCUCUCGAUAGCGCCAUCGUCGAUGCCAACGAGGAGCAAACAAACUCUCCAACUCCAUGCAGUGAAUCGUUGUCCCGUACUCACAGCACGUCCAACUGUACUAACCUAUAUUUAGAUAUAGAUGAGAUAGAGAGGAAGAAAGAAAUUUAGAUCUAUAGAUCUAGUUAUAACCCCUAGAAAAACAUUACUGUAGUCUUAACAUGAACUUUUGUUUAAGAACUAGAUUCUAGAAGAGACGGACAAGAAGUUUUGAUCUAUUGACUAUAUCUAGAUCUAGAUCUACAUCUAGCCGCAGUGAAAAUAACAGAAGUCGCAUAUCAUUGACAUUUGAACUCGUGAAAUUAAAAAACAACAAUGGAUAUUUUUAAUAGAUAACGACAUUUCUUACAUUUAUAGUAGAAUAUAUAAUUUAUAAAGAAUUCUUAACCAGGCCAUUUUUUUUUUAUAUAAAAAAAAAGGUUAUCAUUUUUUCCCCAUUUUUUUUGUUGCUAUUUUUUUAAUGUAAAUCUUAAUUUAGUUAAAUAUGUAACUUAUUAACAACACCUCCCUUUAAAAAGAAAACAACAACUCUAUAAAGUAACGUUUGUUAAUUAGAAAGUAAUAAAGUUUA